Molecule: messenger RNA, 4975 nt
Organism: Seriola aureovittata
Lineage: Eukaryota; Metazoa; Chordata; Actinopteri; Carangiformes; Carangidae
Gene: c18h2orf42
Product: chromosome 18 C2orf42 homolog
Exons: 10
Coding region: 162-2216 (684 amino acids)
Cellular component (GO): nucleus
Source: RefSeq, a predicted model, not a curated record
GUCGUUACAGGCGCAAUGCGGUUGUCGGGAUGUAAGGAGGAAUGGCGACGGUCGAGACGUUUUUUGGAGGCCAGAGUCGAGCUGGAUUUGACCAAACAGAAGCGGAUCACAGGUUUGAAUCCCGUCACUUCCAGCUGAACUCUCAGUGAUAGCGUCCCAGAAUGGAGCCUGAGGUGACGGCGUCGUCCUCGUCGACGCUGGUCUCGUCCUCCGCUCCGCAGACCUCGACCACUCAGGCCAACCUGGCAGCAAAACAGCGAGACAGCAGGAAGACCACAUCCACCACUCCCGCCUUUCUCUCCAACCUGGGGAGGGCCACCCUGCGGGGCAUCCGCAAGUGUCCUCAGUGUGGCGUCUACAACGGCACCCGUGGGCUCAGCUGCAAGAACAAGGCCUGUGGGGUGUCCCUCAGAAACGCCUCCGCGGGGGCCAGAAACGGCAAGAAGUGUGCAGUGGAGGUGGUGAAAGUGAUAAUAGACAGUGAGGAGAGAGGCGGGAAAGAGCGCGAGGGGGGAGGAGUCCUGGGCGGCGGCUCGGGCGGAGGAGUCCAGGUGUUUUCAGUGUGUCACAGAGGAAGAGGAGCCACGUCUACACAGCUGGGUUUCGUUGAGCUGGUCCCCACUGACACCGCCAUAGCAACAGGUGACGGCGCCACCCUGCUAACCCGCAUCAACCUGGGCCGCUGCUUUUUGCCUUCCUGCAGGCAGGGUCAAAGGUCAAAUCAGGGUGAGGCAGAAUCGGCGACGGCCAAUUCCAAACAGUCCUCCGACAGCCUCUGCAUCCACAUCAAGCAGGCCAUCGAGUGUCAGAGCCGCGCCACGCCGCUGACCUUAAAGAGCUCCGUCCUGGAGGGGCUGCAGGCCUCCAUCCAGGCCAGGGAGGAGCUGUGGAGGCUGGCCACCGAGUCUCCAGGACCCCUGGUGCAGCGCGUUUCAAAAGACACCCUGGUGGUGAAGUGCCACACGGACUCCCAUCAUCCUCUGGGCCUGCUGCAUCUCACUGUGGGUGCAGGUGGACUGUCUGAGGCCUCGAAGAGUGAGAGGAGGGGUAGAGAGACGCAGCAGCAGGGCGUUUUCCACUGCGCCUGUCAGGUCGGCAGCAGCGGCAGAAGAAAUAAACCAGGUGCUGACGGAGGAGGCGGAGCCACCGGCUCUCAUCCUCCUGCCGGCUCGGCCACGCCGCAACCCUGCCUUCACUUCUACGCCUGUGUGUGUGCCUUUGCCAGCGAUGAGAAACUGGCUUCAGAGUUUGCUGCUUUCAUCAACUACACCCCCAGUGGUGUGCAGCAGAGUGUUUCCAGUAGAGUAACUGGUCCCAGUGAGAAACCUCUGCAUCAGGCCGAACCAGUCAACUCCCAUCACAAAGUGAAGAAACUUCGCCUGGAUGAGUCUCUCUCUGUGGCCUCUGCCUCUGGGGUGGGGAAAGAGGGAGUGUCGGCCUCCGGCCUGAGGAGAGCUGGUCAGAGGAGAACCCCUGGUGCCGGGGGGCCGAAGGCUCCAGGGAACACGCAGGCUGUGGACGAGCGCACUGUCACGCUGGGUUUCCAUCAGUGGCUCGCCAGUGUCACGGAGAGGAUCCACCAGACGAUGCACUACCAGUUUGACGGGAAACCGCAGCCUCUGGUCUACCACAUUCCCCAGGAGUUCUUCAACGCGCUGCAGCACCGCCUGUCGCUCGGAUCCAAGAAGAGGAGGCUGCCGAACUUCACAACCGCGUUUGUGAGAAACGACGGACUUCCUCUCGGCUCGUUCUCCAAGUACACCUGGCACAUCACCAACCUCACGCAGGUCAAACGCAUCUUCGACACUCCAGAGUUGCCUCUGGAGGUCUCUCAGAGUUUUGUAAAAAACGUCGACGGCUCGUAUUCACGUUUCCGCUGCCCGGAGCCGCCGCCUGAACCCGAGCUCCCAGACGGAUACAGGACAGAUCGGCCGCAGGCCAUACGACCCAUGGAGCUCCGCACCUUCCUCAAAGUCGGACCGGGCACGGCCGACCAGAAGGAGGCCAGUCCGUUUGUGAUCGAGUGGAUCCCGGACGUUCUCCCCCGCUGUCAGAUGGGAGAGCUCAGGAUCGGCUUCGAGUUCGGCCACCAGCAGAGCGGUCAGCCGGAGCACUGUGACAAAACGAGCGCGGCGGAGAAAGGGGGUCGGAACAAGCCGGACUCCACCCAAUCCAAACACACGAAGGCUGUUGAAAUCCUUCAGUGGAAGUACUAAAUGUGACCAGCAGGUGGAGGCAUGCACCUGCCUUCACCAACAGGGGACCGGCCUAACAAAGCUUUUCCAGCAAACACAAGUGGAGGAAGUGGAAUAUCUGAAAAGACUAUUGAAACUGCCUUACUUUGAGGAAAUCAGUGUAACCGGUGUGUCGCUGCGCUCUGCUUCUGUGUCACAAAAUGUUCUAAUAUGGAGGAAAAUGAGGUGUAUAACUGCAUUUCAUAAUUUGGCUGGAUCUGUCUUCCUGCCUUCUGGGCAUCACAAAGCAGGAAUUACACACUCGCUGUGAGAUGUAUCGCUGGAAACAUCACACACGCUUCCCAAAUGUGUCCAAAUGUUCAUGAAUUAAUUAAGAUUACAAGUUAAUGCCGUGAGAACAUCACGCCAAUUUAUACGCACUGCUCAGAAUAGCAGCUUGCACACUGUGUAUCUACAUCAGGGGUGUAGGCGUAUGAAAACAGUGCCAGCCCCCGGCCCUCGUUCCUCCCUCACAGGCCCCCAGGACAUCAGUGUGAGUACAGCCUCUGCCUGCACAGGGGGGCCCCGGCUGCCAGACAGCUCUGAGCCACACAUUUAGCUGUUUGUGUAGCCUGUCAGUCACAGCGAGGGGAGACGCAUCAAUCCUGCUCCUGGAACGAACAGCAAGCACAUUUUGACAGGGAGACUUCCUCUGUCGCCGGAGAGAUGUGUUAUAGACGGAGACAGCAAAGGCCUGAGAGGGGAGGGAGGGGGUAGAGAGAAAGAGAGAGGAAAGUGGUACAAAAGUUAUUAAAGGGUGACCCUGUCUCCUGCAACACAAAGAAAACAAUCUGUAGCUGGAUUAUAUUCAGGCAACUCACUUUCUGAAUAAAUGAAUGAAUGAAGCACUACAUUUAUUAACAAAGCUCACCACUGUCACACCAGAGACCAGGUUUCACAUCAACAUUAAAUUCAUAGACUUCAUUUCUCCCAUUGACUCGUCCCAUAGUUUUUACUCCGACAGUGGAGGUUAAAUAAAAGUUGACUGAGCAACACAGCUAAUAAUUAAGCUACGAUAUUCUUCCGUUUAGGACUCAGCACAGAAGACGAGUUCCUCAAUAGCAUUCAUUGAUUUUAUUUCAUUUAUUUGUUUAUUUGAUAGGGACAACACAAAAAAAUAUAAAAUAAAAAUAAAAGACAAAUUUUGCUGCUGACUGGGUGAAAGAUGAUCACAGAACUGGUUUGAUUUAAUGUUUGAGAUGAAUCUUAAAGGUGGGAGAUGUAGGACAGUCCCUUGGUGUAAGUAGCCAUAUACUGACAGACUAUAUAAAAAUGGACCUCGACUCCGGGUCUGGAAAAUGAAGCCAAUGCGGAAGUGCCUUGAACUUGCUUUCUAUCCAAUGACCAUCAUGGCGACUCCACUGGUUGCAAAAAGAAGUCUGAUUGUAUUGAAGUCUGUGGGGAAAUGACGCUACUUGUCACUUACCUCAGUAAACGUUUUCGUUAUGUGUUUAUGAUCUGAAUCACUAGUUAUACAGCAAUACAACAUGAUGUUCAUUUUUCAAAUUAUGGUCCUAUUUAAAAGAAAAUAGACGUUGAAGAAGCGUGGGCGUGGCUACUGCGUCAUAGACACAAAGGGGGACCUGCCUGUUAAUCCGGAUAUGACGUCAGCGAUGUGUCGGACAUUUGACUUGUUAUUGUGUUUUCAGUUCAUCAAAGUUAGCUCUAACAUGUUGUCUGCCUGAAAAUGUCUUGUUCUGUGUUCAGUUGUUCUAAAAGACACUCAGAGGAGUCGGCAGUUCAAUUUCUUCCGGUAAGUACAUUUUGUUUUAAGCCUAUUUUUUGCUAGCCAAGAUUAGCAUCCCUGUUAAUAUCACAGUUCAGGUGAAGAUGCACCUUGCUAACCAAGCUAGCCAGCUAAUGCUAGCAUUAGAUGAUAACGUAGCGAUUGCUAUGCUAACGGUACUGUGUGCCGCUGGGCAGGUAACCUGUGUCAACCUGGGUUAGUCCGUGUAGGUGUUCAGUCAAAACCCAAUAAAAAGGUGAAUUUAAUCGACGUUAAGCUAACGACGUUUGGUUUGUUGUGUCUCGCACAUGUGACCCAGUUUAAGUGAUCUGCAUUGGUGUAAUGUGCAGCAUUAAUGUUAGUUAAUACAUUUAAAGAUUAAAUUAAGUACAAUACAAGUUAAGAUAACGUGACGUAUACAAAAUGUAGACAAAUAUUCAAAUAGUCAUAUAGAAGAUUAACUGUUUCCAUUCAUCUGGUUGUGGAGAAGGACUGCAUGGACAUCCUUAGUUCUCUAAUGUGCUGUGAUGAUGAUGAUGCUAGAAAACCUCCCAGUUCAUCUUCCUCUGAUGAAAUGACAGACUAACUGCUGAUGAGUUUGUUUAUUAUUCUCUCUUCAGUAUUCACAGGUUCAGUUUCUUACCUGCAACUUCAUUUCUGCUGUUGUUGACGGGUGAUGGUAGCAACACUUUUAAGAACAGAAUUUAUAAAUAUUAAACUGUGAUUAAGUGAUGGAUCAUCUUUAGCACUGCCACCACCUCCACAGGUGAAAGUAUUUACCAAUUAACAUCAGCAUGUUUUUUGAUCCUUCAUUGUCAGUGUUGUCGGACAACAUUUAAACAUUUAUGUUGAUUAAAGCUAACGUAGAAAUAGUCACACAAGACUGUACGUGUUACUAUUGUGAAAAUUCAUACCAGAUGUGUUCUAUAAAAACCAUCAACAAAUUUAAAGCAAGAGCUUCAUAAAUAACUUUAUUAGACAUUAUAAACUACAUUAAUUUAAACAAUUUACAACA